AUGGGGAACCGUGGCAUGGAGGACCUCAUCCCCCUGGUCAACAAGCUACAGGAUGCCUUCAGCUCCAUCGACCAAUCAUGUAACCUGGACCUGCCGCAGAUCGCGGUGGUCGGCGGGCAGAGUGCGGGCAAGAGCUCCGUGCUGGAGAACUUCGUAGGCAGGGACUUUCUGCCCCGUGGAUCCGGCAUCGUCACCCGCAGGCCUCUGGUGCUGCAGCUUAUCAGCGCCAACGCAGAAUGGGCAGAGUUCCUGCACUGCAAGGGGAAGAAGUUCACCGACUUCGACGAGGUCCGCCAGGAGAUUGAGGCGGAGACGGACCGCGUCACCGGGGCCAACAGGGGCAUUUCCCCUGUCCCCAUCAACCUGCGGGUCUACUCCCCCCAUGUGUUGAACCUGACGCUGAUCGACCUGCCGGGCAUCACCAAGGUGCCGGUGGGCGACCAGCCCGUGGACAUUGAGCAGCAGAUCCGGGACAUGAUCAUGCAGUUCAUCACCAGGGAGAGCUGCCUGGUGCUGGCCGUCACCCCCGCCAACACCGACCUGGCCAACUCCGACGCCCUGAAGCUGGCCAAGGAGGUGGACCCCCAGGGUCAGAGGACUAUCGGAGUCAUCACAAAGCUUGACCUGAUGGAUGAGGGCACUGAUGCCCGAGAUAUUCUGGAGAACAAACUGCUUCCACUAAGAAGAGGAUACAUCGGGGUGGUGAACCGCAGUCAGAAGGACAUCGACGGUAAGAAGGACAUUAAGGCGGCCCUCGAGGCUGAGAGGAAGUUCUUCAUGUCCCACGCCUCCUACCGACAUAUGUCCGAAAAGAUGGGCACCCCUCGGCUCCAGAAGAUCCUCAACCAGCAACUGACCAACCACAUCCGGGACACCCUGCCGGCGUUCCGCAGCAAGCUGCAGUCCCAGCUGCUGGCGCUGGACAAGGAGGCGGAGGAGUACCGUGGCUACCGGCCCGACGACCCGUCACGCAAGACCAAGCAGCUGCUGCAGAUGGUACAGCAGUUCUCGGUGGACUUUGAGAAGCGUAUCGAGGGUUCUGGGGACCAGGUGGACACGGUGGAGCUGUCGGGUGGAGCCAAGAUCAACCGCAUCUUCCACGAGCGCUUCCCUUUUGAGCUGGUCAAGAUGGAGUGUGACGACAAGGAGAUGCGUCGAGAGAUUAGCUACGCCAUCAAGAACAUCCACGGCAUCAGGACGGGCCUGUUCACCCCCGAUAUGGCCUUUGAGGCCAUCGUGAAGAAGCAGGUGGUGAAGCUGAAGGAGCCGUGCGUGAAGUGUGUGGACAUGGUGAUCCAGGAGCUCAUCAACACCGUGCGCCAGUGCUCCAACAAGCUGGAAUGCUUCCCCCGUCUGCGGGAGGAGACGGAGAGGAUCGUGACCUCUCACAUCCGUGACCGGGAGAGCCGUGCCAAGGACCAGGUGCUGCUAUUGAUUGACGUGCAGCUCUCCUACAUCAACACCAACCACGAGGACUUCAUUGGCUUUGCUAACGCGCAGCAGAGGAGCAGCCAGGCCAGCAAGAGUCAGAGCACCACUGUGAACCAGGUGAUCCGUAAAGGCUGGCUGACCAUCAACAAUAUCAGCAUCAUCAAGGGCGGGGCCAAGGAGUACUGGUUCAUCCUGACGGCUGAGAGCCUCUCCUGGUUUAAGGACGACGAGGAGAAGGAGAAGAAGUACAUGCUGCCGCUGGACAACCUGAAGGUCCGCGAUGUUGAGAAGAGCUUCAUGUCCAGCAAGCACAUCUUCUCCAUCUUCAACACCGAGUCCAGAAACGUCUACAAGGACAACCGCACCCUGGAACUGGCCUGCGACUCCCAGGAGGACGUGGACAGCUGGAAGUCCUCUCUGCUCCGCGCGGGGGUCUACCCUGAGCGGACCACCAUGGUGGAGAGUGAGAGCUCCACCACCUCGGAGAACUUCUCCAUGGACCCCCAGCUGGAGCGGAAGGUGGAGACGAUCCGCAACCUGGUGGACUCCUACAUGGCCAUCGUCAACAAGUGCAUCCGUGACCUCAUGCCAAAGACCAUCAUGCACCUCAUGAUCAACAACGUGAAGGACUUUAUCAACGCAGAGCUUCUGGCCCAGCUGUACUCGGCCGGGGACCAGAGUGCCCUGAUGGACGAGUCCCAGGAGCAGGGCCAGCGCAGGGACGAGGUGCUGCGGACCCACCACGCCCUGAAGGAGGCCCUGGCCAUCAUAGGAGACAUCUCCACCUCCACCAUCACCACGCCCCUGCCCCCGCCAGUGGACAGCUCCUGGGUGGGGGGCAGCGGCGGCCGCAGGUCGCCUCCUCCGAGCCCCACAGCCUCCAGGAGGAUGUCUUCUGGCCAGCGCCCGGCCCCCCGAGGGGCCCCGCCACCCCCCAACCGCCCGGGACCCCUUGGACCCUUUAAUAAUGCAGAGAGCCCCCAGGCUCCCAGCCGCCCAAACCGGGCCCCCCCUAGCAUCCCCAGCCGGCGGCCUCCACCCUCCCCAACCAGGCAAGCUCCACCCUAA
This is a messenger RNA of Gadus chalcogrammus (walleye pollock), 2499 nucleotides long. RefSeq names its product dynamin 3b (gene dnm3b). Gene Ontology annotation, molecular function: GTPase activity; GTP binding; microtubule binding. The record is from RefSeq and is a predicted model, not a curated record. The transcript is spliced from 20 exons. The coding region runs from base 1 to 2499 and encodes 832 amino acids. Lineage: Eukaryota; Metazoa; Chordata; Actinopteri; Gadiformes; Gadidae. Gene Ontology annotation, cellular component: microtubule; cytoplasm; membrane.